Molecule: messenger RNA, 1293 nt
Organism: Parastagonospora nodorum SN15
Lineage: Eukaryota; Fungi; Ascomycota; Dothideomycetes; Pleosporales; Phaeosphaeriaceae
Exons: 2
Coding region: 1-1293 (430 amino acids)
Biological process (GO): glycerophospholipid biosynthetic process
Cellular component (GO): mitochondrion
Source: RefSeq, a predicted model, not a curated record
AUGUCUGCACCUUCUCUUGCUGUACCACCUGCGGGUAGUCGCUUCGCACGGCGCCUGUCUUCCAUCGAGGCAACCAGCGAGAAGCUACAAAUGGGCCCCACAGUCGUUGUACCACCGCAACACCUAAUGGCACCUUCGGCUGGGUCAGAAAUUGCAACUGGCUUUGAAUCAGCUAGGCACCAUCUUGAAGCUGCUGGUUCGCCAAUAUCGCCUGGCAUCACACCCCCUGAAACAUCAGUCACCGACAAAUAUGCAUUCGCGUUCGACAUUGAUGGUGUACUCAUCCGUGGCGGUCGGCCUAUCCCGGAGGCAAUUGAAGCCAUGAAGAUGCUCAACGGCGAGAACGAAUACGGAAUUCAGGUGCCUUACAUCUUUGUCACGAACGGUGGCGGCAAGACCGAGGAAGAGCGUUGCAUUCAGCUUAGCCAGCAGCUGGAGCUGGAAGUGUCUCCCGGUCAAUUCAUCUGCGGCCACACACCGAUGCAGGAGAUGGCUGAGAAGUACAACACGGUGCUCGUAGUUGGCGGUGAGGGCGAGAAGUGCCGCAUCGUCGCUGAGGGCUACGGUUUCAAGGAUGUCGUCACGCCAGGGGAUAUCAUCAAGGACAACCAAGAUACGACUCCUUUCCGCAAGUUGACUGAUGAAGAGUACAAGAACUCUCGAGCACGCAACUUUGCCGAGGUCGAAAUUGAGGCCAUCUUUGUCUUCGCCGACUCUCGUGAUUGGGCUGCCGAUCAGCAGAUCAUUCUUGACCUGUUGAUGUCGAAGAAUGGCCGUCUUGGCACAAGGUCAGAGAACUUUGACGAAGGCCCACCAGUGUUUUUCUCCCACAAUGAUGUCGUCUGGAGCGCUUCUCACGACCUUACCCGUAUCGGUAUGGGUGCUCUUCGCGUGUCGCUCGAGGCCAUGUACAAGGCUGUCACCGGCAAGGAGCUUGAGACCACUGCCUUUGGCAAACCUCAAAUCGGCACUUUCGAGUUCGCAACUCGUCUGUUGCAAAGGUGGCGCAAGGACACGCACAACAUCGACUCGCCUCCUUCCACUGUGUACUUUGUUGGUGACACUCCCGAGUCUGACAUUCGAGGUACCAACGAGUACAACGAGCACACAGACGAGGCCAACUGGUACUCCAUCCUCGUUCAAACUGGUGUGUUCCAGGAGGGCACCAAGCCUCGCUUCCAACCCAAGGCCACGGUUGACACUGUUCUUGACGCUGUCAAGCACGGAAUGGAGCGUGAGUACAAGAAGGCUCUCAAGGAGAGCAUGAUUCAGACUGGUGUCAUUGAGGACUAG